Ichthyophthirius multifiliis is the source of this 2280-nucleotide messenger RNA. RefSeq lists its product as hypothetical. Gene Ontology annotation, molecular function: ubiquitin protein ligase binding. Gene Ontology annotation, cellular component: Cul3-RING ubiquitin ligase complex. The transcript has 4 exons. The record is from RefSeq and is a predicted model, not a curated record. Gene Ontology annotation, biological process: protein ubiquitination; ubiquitin-dependent protein catabolic process. NCBI's taxonomy places the organism in Eukaryota, Ciliophora, Oligohymenophorea, Hymenostomatida.
AUGAAUAUUGAUACAAAUAAAGAAAACGAAAUAAAUAAAUAAUUUUAAAAUAAUAUAUAAUAAGCAUAAAAGAAUAACUAAUUAUAUUUUAAAGAUCCAAAAGCAUAUUAAUCAUGGGAGCAAAUAGAAAAUGCUAUCUAAACAAUAUACGAAAAAAAAACAUCCUCUCUAUAUUAUCAAGAAUUAUAUCAUCAUGCUUAUCUUUUGACUUUUAAUGGAUAUGGUGAAACUACUUAUUAUUGCCUUAGAAAUUGUUUGGAAAUAGUAAGCCUUAAGAUGUUAGAAUCUAUAGGAAACUAUGAUUAUGAUGAUUUUGUUUUAUAGAAAAUAAUAAAUAUAUGGUCAGAUUAUAAAGUUUUAAUUUAAGUGCUUUAAGGAAUUUUCUUAUACAUGGAUAGCAAUUUUGUAUAACCUAAAAAAUUGUAACCAAUCCAAGUCCUAGGUUAUGACGUUUUCAAAAGAUAAUUUUUAAUAACUAAAUAUAAUAUGUAUAAUAAAAUCAUGGAAAUUGUUUUUUCUAUCAUUUAAAAAGAAAGAAACGGAGAAUCAAUUAAUUCUUCAUAAAUAAAACAUAUAGUUUUAAUAUUGAUUGAAUUAGGCAUAUAUGCCAACACUAAAAAUAAUAAUCCUUAUUAUAGAUUAGGUUAAUUUGAAUAUUAAACCGAUCUAAAUAUUUAUAAGAAAUAUUUCGAAGAAAAAUAUUGUAUAUAAUCUGAAAAUUUUUAUAGUUAACUAAGUUAAAGUUUGAUAAUGAAACUAAGCCCAAAAGAAUAUAUAUUAAAUGCAGAAAAAUUAUACUCUGAAGAAAAAACUAGGAUGUAAUAAUAUUUAGAUCUAUCAUCUUUCUAACAAGUAUCAAAAAUAUUUUUCUCUAAAUGUAUAAACCCUUAUGUUCGUUAAAUAUUAGAAAAUAAUUAUGGCUUAAAUUUUUGGAUAGAAAACGAAGAUGUAGAAGUUUUGAAGAUUUGUCACUUUUUAUUUAAAUAAUUAGAUGAAUCAUAUAACAUAUUUAAAAAUUGCUUCUUUUAAUAUGUAGUUAAAAAAGGAUCAGAAAUGUGUGCAAGAAAAAAUAUCCAUUUAACCAUAUAUAUUGAAGAUCUAUUUGUUUUUAGAGAAAAAAUACACUAUAUAUUACAAGAGUUUUAUAUAAUAUUAGAUAGUUAAGAAUAAACAAAUUUCUAAAGAUAAUGCUAAAAAUCAUUUGAAGAUUUUAUAAAUAGUGAACAAGUUUUUAUUGAAUAUUUAAAUAAUUAUAUCGAUGAAUAAUUUUCAAAAAACUUCAAAGGAAAAAGCGAUUAAUAAAUAGAAGAGAAUAUAAAUUAAAUAUUUGAGCUUUUUUGCUUUAUAAUAAAUAAAGAUGUAUUUAAAAUGUAUUAUUUGAAAAGCUUAUCAAGUAGAAUACUUUAACAGAAAAGUUUAGAUGAAAACAAUGAGAAAAUUAUAAUAAAUAAAUUCAAAAUAGAAUGUGGAAGUUCUUUCACAAAAAAGAUGGAAAUUAUGUUAAAAGAUGUUUAAUUAUCUUAAAAUUUUUUAGCAGAAUAUAAAUAAUAAUUUAAAAAAAUAUAACCAAACCAGAAUAUAGAUUUUCUUGAUAUUAAAAUUUUGACAUGUGGAAUUUGGCCAUUCUAAAAUGUUUAAUAAAUCAAAAUUCAUCCAGAACUUGAACUUCAUAUUAAUUACUUAGAUUAAAUUUACAAAACUAAAUUUGCCGGAAGAAAACUUAAAUGGAUGUUUUCUGUUGGAAAAUCUAUUAUUAAAAGCUUUUAUGGCUGUAUUAAAAAAGAGUUUAUGGUAUCUAAUAUAUAAUUAAAUAUUCUUUUAUUAUACAAUUAACAAAAUCAUUAUAAUGAAAUUUAAAUUAUGCAAUAAUUGAAUAUUAAUUAAGAAUAAUUAAAGACUCAUUUAAUUCCUUUGGUAUAGCUAAAAAUUCUUAACUUUGAAAAUGAAUUAUAUUCCUAUAAUCCUAAUUUCACUUAUAGAACAAUAAAAGUAAACGUUCCUGUUUUAAAAAAAGAAGAUGGAACACAAGAAGAAGGGAAAAAAAAUAUUGAACAAGUCCAUUUAGAAAGAAAAUAUUUAUUAGAAAGUGUUAUUGUCAAAAUUAUGAAAUCUAGAAGAAAAUCUGAUUUUUAAAAUUUAUGUUAAGAAGUAAUUAAACUUUGUUAAUAAAAUUAAUUUUUCCCAGAUAUUUAACUAGUCAAAUAAUGUUUGGAAUCAUUAAUUAAUAGAGAUUAUAUUAAAAGAGGAGAUAAUAAAGAUAUUUUUUAAUAUAUAGCUUGA